AUGGCAACGACUUCUGCAGUGUUUUCUCCUCGUGACACAAUACCGGCCGCUGUGAAAAUGGUUCCACAAAGUUGUAAAUUGCCCUACAGAGUUAGCAGUCCUGAACAACCAGUUGAAUGGUCCGAUAUUGAAGAAGCAGAGAAGCCUUACGGAUGCAACAUUGACAAACGGGUACUUACUGCUUUUGUCGUAACACCUUUACAGAGAAAGAGGUAA
This is a messenger RNA of Sclerotinia sclerotiorum 1980 UF-70, 216 nucleotides long. RefSeq lists its product with no specific name. The coding region runs from base 1 to 216 and encodes 71 amino acids. Lineage: Eukaryota; Fungi; Ascomycota; Leotiomycetes; Helotiales; Sclerotiniaceae. The transcript has 2 exons. The record is from RefSeq and is a predicted model, not a curated record.